This is a messenger RNA of Scheffersomyces coipomensis, 2596 nucleotides long. RefSeq lists its product as uncharacterized. Lineage: Eukaryota; Fungi; Ascomycota; Pichiomycetes; Serinales; Debaryomycetaceae. Bases 212 to 2368 code for a protein of 718 amino acids. Gene Ontology annotation, cellular component: plasma membrane. The transcript has a single exon. Gene Ontology annotation, molecular function: ferric-chelate reductase activity. The record is from RefSeq and is a predicted model, not a curated record. Gene Ontology annotation, biological process: intracellular iron ion homeostasis; iron ion transport; copper ion import.
UUUCUAAAUAAUUUAUAGAGCAACUGCGAUGUACGUUAGGAUGCAAAAAAUAUAAUUAUUAUAGUGAUUGUUACGGCCAAGUAAAAUAAGAUUUAAAACUUUUUAAACAAUGAAUGUGAAAUGUAAAUGACUAUUUAAACAGAUACUGAUCCAUUUAUAUGAUUUCAAUGAUUAAGCCAUUUUUCCAUCCAUUAUAAUACUUUAAUUAUAAAUGUUAAACUGCAAAAUUUUGAUAUUCAUUAUAGUGAGUGCCUUUCACUUACAAAUUAUUAAGGCUGAUUCCUUUGUGUUUGGUCAUAGAGAAGAUGCCGCCUAUCAAGCAUGUGCUCAAGUUUUGAGUUAUCUUGCUUUAUUUUCUACUCCUGAUUCAGAAGGACUUCAAAACUUUUGUGAUCCUCAAAAUCAACCAGCAUUGGGAUCAAUGGCCCAUUGUAUUGUUGAUAACUCUCAUCCUUGUCAAGUCCAAGUUGCAGCAUUUUUAGAUAGUUGCAAAGAUUAUAAACUUACCAAUGAUACAUUCUACAAAUCUUACGAAAAUGCCACCAACUACCUUGUUAGUUUACCAGUUUCAAAAGAUCCUACUUUGAAGAAGACCAGUUAUCCAAUCUACACUCCUGCUGGACAAUAUCAAACUGCUUUUAACUUGAACUACGGUUCAAUCAGAACUAUUAAUUGGUCAUUGGCAUUUGGGAUUGUAUUGGAAUCUUAUUGGUUUCUUGUGAUGCUUUUAGCUGCUAUUAAUCAUUGGAGUUAUUAUCUUUUUCCAAACUUUGUUAUGAAGUUACAUUCACCAUUUAUUAAUUCAUUUAGAGCAAAUGUAAUUUUGUCACAUACUGAUAAUAAACAUCAUGCUCAAAGAUUAAAGAUCUUUAAAAGAUUAGAAGCAAUUCUUCCUCUUCGAUUUGAAACUAUUAUAUUAUCAAUUUGGUUUAUCUUGGUGUUUAUAUUUGCUGGUGUUCACAUAUAUAGACCUGCUCAAGGGUUUGUUGAAUUAUCAGUAGGUAACAGAUCAGGAUUAUUAAUGGCCUUCACAUUUCCUGUUUUAUUUCUAUUUGCAGGAAGGAAUAACUUUAUGCAAUACGUCACUGGGUGGCCAUAUUGUCGAUUUUUGAUCUUUCAUAGAUGGAUUGCUAGAACGGUUUUUCUUUUACUUAUUGUUCAUAUCGCUUCUAAAACCCUCACCUUAAAGGCAUUCAAGGCAUAUCAAGCUUAUAUGCAUCAGAAUUUUGUAAGAUGGGGUAUAGUUGCAGCUUGUUCUGUUGGAUUGUUAAAUGUUCAUUCCUUUCAAGUGUUUAGAAAUACAAAUUAUGAAAUAUUUGUUUUGAUUCAUAUUUGUUUAGCAUCAAUGGUUGUUGUUGCUGGUUGGAUUCAUACAAGUUAUGCAGGGUGUCCAGAAUUCUUUUAUACGGUAUUGGCAAUUUGGGCAUUUGAUAGAGUUUUAAGAAUUGUUCGUAUUAUAUCAUUUGGAGUUCAAGUUGCUACCGUUGAAUUAAGAUCGGAAGAAACAUUGAAAGUUACAGUCAAAAGACCAGGAUAUUGGAAACCACACCCAGGAGCUCAUGCUUAUAUCCAUUUCCUUAAGCCAACAUGUUUUUGGCAAUCACACCCGUUCACCUUGGUUGAUUCAGUGAUGGAGAAGAAUACCAUUACUUUCUAUAUGAAAGUUAAAGGAGGUAUAACCCAUGGAUUAUAUAAACUCUUAUUAAAUGCUCCAGAUCAUCGCGAACAUGUCAGAGUAUUGGUUGAAGGACCUUAUUCUCAACAAGUUCCUUUACAUGCAUUUAAUAAUGUUACAUUUAUGGCGGGUGGAAAUGGGAUUCCGGGAAUUUAUUAUGAAGCUACUGAUUUAUAUCAAAAAUCAAAAGGAUCGAAACGAAUUAAACUUUAUUGGGUUAUUCGUCAAUUCAAAUCGAUAGAUUGGUUUUAUGAAGAAUUGGAAAAGUUGAGUCAAACAGACAUUCAAACGGUUAUUUAUGUAACUCAACCUCAACUUGGAUUAGAUUUUGAUAUUGGUGAACCAUAUAUUCGAACUUCUAAUGAUGAUGAAUCCCAGAUUUCUCAUGUUAAAGCGGAAAAGAACUUUCAUAAAAUUGAAGUACAAGGAAAAGAACAUCCUAUUGAAUCACGAUCUAAUUCAAUUGCAGCAUCUAAUCUAAAGAGCAAGCUUAGUUUUAUUGAGUUUAGAGAGGGGAGACCAAACCUACAGGAGUUGAUUAAUUUUGAAGUUGAUUCAACAUCAAACUCUAUAGCUUUUGCUACUUGUGCACAUCCAUGUAUGGUUGAUGAUAUAAGAUUGGAAGUUAUAAAAGCAAUUAAGAGAGAUCGGUCUAAGAGGAUUGAAUUAUUUGAAGAGAUCCAAGAAUGGUGAUUAAUAGUUUUAAGUAUUAAUAAACAAAAGAGUCGCAAAAAUUUAUUGCAACUUCUGUCGUCUGCGUAAAAAGUUCCAUUCCUCACUUUUUCUGUCUGUUCAAAAUGUUGAAAGUGAAAAUUUUUUUUGUAUGCGAUUUAAUAUAUAUCUCUUCUUUCUUCUUUCUUCUUUAUUCAAUCAAAUAACAAAUACACAUUUCAAAAUGGUAUGUUUUUAAUACGAAGACGU